Molecule: messenger RNA, 5628 nt
Organism: Argiope bruennichi
Lineage: Eukaryota; Metazoa; Arthropoda; Arachnida; Araneae; Araneidae
Exons: 5
Coding region: 483-2969 (828 amino acids)
Cellular component (GO): membrane
Molecular function (GO): protein binding
Source: RefSeq, a predicted model, not a curated record
UGUAAGCGGAAUUUGUACUAAAUUGUAAAAUGUUUUAAAAUAGUUUAAAGAAACGGUUAUUUUUCGCGAAAAUUUAUUUAUUUAAUGAUUAUAAUCCAUACAUUAGAACUUUUGCUGAGUUCUGUAUUUUCCACCCACUUAAAAUAUGCUUCUGUAGCACCUAGUAGCUACUGAUCUGAAAUGUCACUGUGCUUCUGGGUUUAACCAGUUUCACUGCACUCAGCCUAGAUUUUAAAAAAGUAGUUCAUCCGUUGUACAUCAUCUACCCAUUUUUAUUCUCAUUAAUAUGCCGAACUCACAUAAUUCUAUCAUUCUGGAUUAUAUGGAUUAUUCUGUAUUAAAGUACGAGCUGUAUUCAAAUUCGAGUCUUGGAGGAAGCUGUCUGCGAAAAGGAGAAAAUUCAACUGUUAUGCUUGAAAAUAACUUGAAUAUGUUGUUGUGCAAUAACUGCCAUACAUUAUAAAAAAAGAAACUGUGGGAGAAUGCAAAUGCGGAGAACAGAUAUGAAUAUUUUAAUAUCAAGUAUUGUAUUCGCCUUUAUAUUAUGGUCAUCAGUGGACAUGUCAGAUGAAGCUGAAGUUGAUAGCUAUCAACAUUGUUUGGACCAUAAAGGCAAGGAAGUUUCCCACGGUGAUCGUUUCUUUCCAUUGGGCAGUGACCCUUGCACCCAGUGCACUUGCCUGAAUGGAAAGCCACAAAUGUGCAUAGCAGUCUUUUGUUCCCCUCCUGAAAACUGCAGACAGUACCAUGCCCUAAGUGACAAAUGUUGUGAAUUCGUUUGUCUCGAUAGGGAUUUUCCUAACAAGGCUUCUGGAAACAGCACAUAUCCAGAUACAGAUACUCUUAGCACCACUAAUUUGGGAUUAAGACUGGUUGCUAGCACUGUUACAUCAUUUUUGAUUUUGGCAUUGCUUUUAUUCAUGAUCCAUCGUCUUCGUCAAAGAAGAUUAUUGCUUAUGAUUCGACGAUUCCAUGCCAGGCGUAUGGAUAAUGGAAAUGCCCAUUUGUCUAGACGAUUCUCAGAAGAUGAUGAUGGCAGUGUUGGUUAUUUUGUUGGGCACGAUCAACUGGACUUCAGCCGCUAUGAUGAGCCACCCCCACCUUACACUCUGUGGAAACCUCCUGAAAUGUACAUUCCACCUGGUGAAGCUCCCCCUCCGUAUGAUCUCUCUGUUCAGCUCACUGCUCCUUACACAAGUAGCUUCAGUUAUGCUCCAAAUGAAGAAGUUGAUGUAACGACUCAACAGGCUGUUAUAUCUGUACAUGCAGAAAACCAAGAAAGCUCAUCUCAUGAGCCAUUAACUGUUGAACCAUCUUCUGCUAGCCAAACUGAGAAUAUUCCGGGACCAAAUUGUAGCAUAUGUACUGCUGUGGACAUUGAACUUAACAACAUGGCUAAUUCCACAGGUGGUGUUGUUUUGCCCCCUGAUAUACAAUAUGAGGAAUCAUGUAGCUAUUUACCCAGUAAUAAUACUACAGCUUCUUGUGCUUCUCAGGCUGAAAUUACUGUGAUUAAUUCUGAAACUCCAGAUGAUGAAGUGUUGAAUUCAAAUAUCGCCGGCUCAAGCAGUCCUUGUAAUGAUAAUGCAGUAGCCACUACAAGCACUUCGUGUACUUGUACAUUAGUUUCUAAGAAAGGAAAGUCCAAAAGACAUUCUUGUUGUGAAUUUGCUGAUGACAGUAGGCCAAGAACAAGUUUAAGCAGAAAUAAUUUGGAUAAUUGCUGCAGUAUGUAUUCUUCAACUAGCCAAGAAAAUAAUAAUUUAUAUCCUGAUCCUACUGCUUGGUGUGGUGAAGCAAGUGAAUCAUCUAGUAGCUCGAGCCCAACAUAUGAUCAGCCAACUUUAAGUCCUAGUACAAGUGAUUCCAGUUCUGCUGAUGCAGACUUUUCUCGAGAUUCUCGACUAGAACACAAUCCAGCUGCACCUAUGUCUUUUAGAACUUUACCUAGCAGAUUGUCUAGGAAUUUGGCAGCAUUUGAGAAUCCACGUAUUCGUGAUCUGCCUGAAGAUGGCUCUAAAGCUCCUCAUUUUCAAAAGACUUUAUCAAAUUUGAAAAAAUUUUCUUUAAUUAAAAGAAAAAAGAAGAAACGACGGUUAGAAAGGCCAAAUGAAAUCAGCUGCAGCUUUGUCUGCCAGUCUGUAACAGAUGGCUUACCUUCAGCUCACCAGUCAGUGUUUGAAGAUGGUAUAGAUUUGACUUCAAGAAAUUCUGCAGAAAAUGUUGCUCGGCCACUAGAGGCAAUCAAUCCUCACAUUGGGCAUAAGCUUGCCAGUAGUGGCCUUAGAUCCAAUGCUUCUAGACCAACCACUAUUAGCAUUCCAGGACAAGCUUAUAGGUUAGUUUCAAGGCGAAAAGAUGGAUCAGGGCCAAGUUUCAUCUCGUAUGCAGAUGUGCAUUGCUGUUCUUCAGUUGUUACUGUAUCUGGUGGUACAAUCGAAGGCAGCUGUGCAGCUUGCUGUAAUGCUUCAAGUCCUGAUUCGAUUUGUGACAGCCGCAGUCCUCCAACAGAUGUUCAUACAAUACAGUCAUCAAGAUCUCUCAAUAGACAGGGCAUUUCCAGAUCUGGAUCCAUAUGUUCUGAAACUGGAGAACGUCGAUAUCACCGAUCAGCGGGUUCUUCGCCAACAACUGCCCGCUCCAGUCAUGCUUUAGAUAGCAACAGAUUUCUGGAUUCUCGCUAUGCAUCCUCUUCUCACAUUGUAGUGAAUGACAGGACAAUGGGUGCCAGAAGCAGCUUCCAGAGUCAGGAAGAUGGAAAUGUGAGGCACAUUCCAGUUUGGGUCGUAAACUCUGUUGCAGUUGCUUCAAGGCCAGAAUAUGAUAUACAUUCCUCAGCUGUGCGACGAUCUGCGAGUGGAAGUUUAGGAGAAAGUUCUCGAUCAGUUGGAGACAUCAGUUCUCCUUUAGACUUCAGAGAUUCGAUGCUCUCGUCAGGUAGUAGUUGGGAAGCUUGUAGUCAUCUAUGAUGACUUAAUAACCCUAAUAAUUAAAAGGAAUCAGCCAAUAGUGAAUGAUUAUCAUGAUCAAAAUCAGUAUUCCUAUGUGCUCUACAUCUAAAAAAGUUUAUUAGUUUGAAUAUUAUAAUUUGGAUCGACAAUAUUUGUAUAAAUUUAACAGAUUUGUUAAUGACAAAAUUUCGAUAAUUGUUGUUCUUAGUAAAUGUACAUGGUUAAAAAAAAACAUUACUUGCAACUAACUUUAAUUUACUUCCUAAUCACAUGAUUGGCUGUUUUGUCUUUUUUAGACUGAAUAAGUUCAGCAUUAAAGGAAGACAGCACUUAUAAUUGUUUCAAUUUGAUAUUCAUAGCCUGAGUAAUAUACAUUUGUUUCAUAGAUAGUAAUUACUAUAUAGAUGGUGAAUAACUGUUGUGUGUUUAUGUCCCCUAACUUCAGAACAGCAAGGAACAUUCAUUUAACUGUGUCACUAUUAAGGUGCUGCUUUCAAGCAAUUUUCUGAAUUUUACGUUGCAUUCCAUAUCUUCAUCAUCAAUUCUUAAGUUUUUUAAUUAAUAUAAUUAUGAGCAGAUGCAAAUUUCUAUGGGUAAUAAUUUAGUUUUUCUUCCAUUUAUUGUAGAAUAAAAAUGAUUUGUUAGAAUAUUUUGUUUUUACAUAGUCACUCCUUAUUACACUGUUGCUAUGGAAAUGAAUCUCAAAAUGUGCUGAGCAUAUAUUAUCACUGCCAUUAAAUAUAUCCAGUAUUGUGAUGAUUUAACCUUUUAGUACUGAAUUGUUUCUCAAUUGAUGUAUAUUUCUGUAAAGUUUCGAUAUAUUUUGAAAUAGAUAUUUGUUAUUAGUCUUUUUAUUUAUAUUCUCAGGAAUAUGACCUUUUUAUCUGGAUUAUUUAGCAUUUUCUAUUUUGGUGAUAUUUUGUUAUUUCAGUAACUAAACAUAAGAAUGCAGAAUUAUUGUUUUAAUUUUUUAAUUGAAUUAAAAUAUUCUAUUUGUAAAAUGUAAAUUUAUGAAAUUUCUUAAAUAAUAUAUAGUAUUUUAGUUAAAACUCAUGGCUUUUAUUUUAAAUGCUGGCUUUUUUUAUUUUUGUUUUAGUAAGAUAUGUCCUUAAAUAUUAAUUUAGGAUAAUUUUAUUGUGUAUUCUUAAGAAAGUAUAAGUUUUGUCAGUUUUCUGUUAUUAAUGAUCUGUCUGCUUGUUUUAUAUUUAAGAGUAUAACCAUUUUCAUUUUUUUAAUCCGUAUGUUCUUUUUCUUCUUUUUUUUUUUUUUUAAACAGUUAAUUAAUCAAGAAGGUUGUGUUAAAAAUUUUUGUAUUCUUGUUAUUCAUGUUUGUUAUAGAAACAGUUGUUGAACAAAAGCAGUAAAGCAUUGAAACUGGAAGUAAUCAAAAAAUUGACAUCGCUUGAGAAUGCCCUAAUUCAUAAAUUCCUUUGUGAACUUAACAUUUUUAAUUCAGUGCAAUUAUUUCAUGUGAUUAAACUUGGAUGGGAAAGCAAUAAGAAAUAGAAAAAAAUCAAUUGAGAUUUAUUCAAGCCUACUAUAGGAGUUAGAAGGAAUAGAUAAAAUCAGAUUAAUGUGAACAGAAAAAGUGAGCACUAAACAGUGAACCAUGAGGACUGGCAUCUAAAUUUCAAUUGACUUACAUUUGUCUAUAGGCAUUUAACAAAACAAAAAAAAUACUGAAACAUUUUUCAACAAGAAUUUAAUUCAAAAUAAAAAUUUUUAACAAAUAGCAAUUUCAGAUUUAUUACAAACUGAUUGAUUUAAAUUAUUAUUGCACAAUGUUUUCUGUUGCCUUCUCCUUACAAAUUUCAACAUAUUUUAAUGGUUUUUUGUCUUUUUCUAUUCAAAAGAAGGAGAAAAAGAGCUCUGAAAACAACUUUUUUUUUUUUUAUGCUUCAAAAAAUAUUAAUACAUAAAUGUAGCUUUAUAAUAUAUAAAAAUACCAAUAUAAAAAGUAAAAAUGGAAAUUUAUAUCUCACUAAAUGAAGUUCUAAGUUCGCUUGUUUUUAAAUUAAGUAACUCGGAGUAUAAAUAUUUAAUUCUGGGAUAAUAAAUUGUGUAUUAUUUGCUAAAAUAAAAUUCUGAACAAUAGCCUUCUUCCUCAAUAUUCUAUGUUACCAUUUGUAUGAUCAAUGCUUUGCUGUAACUAAAAUAUAGAUUUUCCAAAACAAAAAAAAAGAGUGAAAUAUAGAUUUGGAAGUAAAGCUAUUCUAAUUAUUAGAAAAAUUUGAAACUUUCAUAAUUUUGUUUCAUAAUAUAUAUAAAACGUUUACUUAUUCUUUCUGAAAGAAAUUGUUUUCUUUACUCUUCAUAAUCACUUUUAGCAUCAAUGAUUAAAUGCAUUUUUAAUUUACAUCCUUAACAAAAUAUACUUCAUUUAGAUCUAACAGUUACAGGUGCCAAAACAAUUCAUAGAAAAAAUUUUAAAUUGCACCCUAAAGUUGUUUUGAAAAAAUUUAAGGUGCAUAUUUUAAGGUUUGUAAUAUUUUUCUGGAUUUUCUAAUAAAUAUUUAGCACUAAACUGGAAGUUAGGAAAUUUAACAUUAUUUUUAUGUAUUGAUUAUUCUUUGAUAAAUGUAAUUUUUUGGCAACUCUCAAAUAUAUCAUGUUGUAUAAUUGUUUAUAUAUUUUUACAUUUGAAAUACUGUUUGUCUCAUCUGUCCCACAUCAGCUA